Molecule: messenger RNA, 4016 nt
Organism: Misgurnus anguillicaudatus (oriental weatherfish)
Lineage: Eukaryota; Metazoa; Chordata; Actinopteri; Cypriniformes; Cobitidae
Source: RefSeq, a predicted model, not a curated record
AUGCCAGCAGGAGCCUCCACCCCGCAGAGCGGAAUGAUGCAAAUUACAACGGCGAAACUGGGGGCUGUAGAGCAGCGGUGGGUGGCCCAGUUGGCAAACUACGAUUAUCAGCUCCAGUACCAGCCGGGAAGGGAACAUGUAAAUGCGGACGUUCUGUCCCGGCUCCCGGAGGAGAGGGGCCGGGAGGAGGUGCCAGAACAGGAGCCCAACCAUGAGGAGGGGUACAUGGUGGGCAUUAUUGAGGCACCGAGAAGCCAACAAGAGGUAGUACCGCUGAGCUGGGGUUGGGACCCCGAGCUCUGGAGAGCGGCAACAAGGGGACAAUCGAGUAAAGACACUGAGCCAUUGGCUGGAGCAGGGCCGAGAGCCGACGCCAACAGAGAGACAAGCCCAGGAUGGGGUGGACCUGAUCCAGGGCUGGGUGAAGAGAUUUGCCAGAUCGUGGUACCCGAAAAUCAGGUGCAGGCAUUAAUCACGGCAUACCACGACCAGUUGGGGCACCAAGGGCAGGAGAAUACGGCAUCUUUGUUAUGCAGACAUUUCUAUUGGCCUGGGCUGGAAACAUCCGCAUGUGCGGCUGCCUGUGGACUUGAUGCUGGGACGGCUACGGUUGAAGGGGAGGUGAGCCUGACGGAGUGGGUGGACCGCCACCAUCAAUGCCUUCACUUUGCCUACGGGCAGGUGUCAGAGCGGAUACGGGUCGCUGUGGAGAAAAGCAAGAGGUUGUACGAUCGAACGGCCAGAGAAGCCCCCCUACUCCCGGGAGAGCGGGUCUUAGUGCGAGACAACCGGCGACAAGGAAAGGGCAAGUUAAGUGACCGAUGGAAAGCCAUCCCCUACGUAGUGCUCAGACAACAGCGGCCGGGACAACCGGUGUAUACCAUCCGGCCAGAGGGGAAGGCUGGGCCUGAACGGGGCUGGGAGAAAAUCGCUUUGUUACUUUCGUCCCGCUUUACUUUUGCCCAGGUUCUCCCCUACUGGAAACUGAAGAGCAGUCUGAAGAGAAUCAAAUACGGAAGUCAAGCGUAUAGUCCCUUGAAAACAUACGCCAGUUGCCAGGUGCUGAUUUCAAACAUUCACUCCGGACAAAAUGAAGCUUUACCCAGAGUUACAGUGAGUGUAACACCAGACAGAUCUGUGUUCACUGGAGAGACAGUCACUCUGAAGUGUGAGAUAGAGGAUCAGUACAGAUCAUUUAACUGGAGAUAUCUGUGGUAUAAAAACACAACUGAAGUGUUUAACUCUGAGAAUUACACUGUAAACAGAGACUCUCUCACUAUCAAUGGAGUUACUGAAUCUGAUCAGGAUGAGUUCAGCUGUAGUGCAGAGAGAGAUGGACGACCUCCACUAUCAAGCUCAUCUGUUAUUCUUACUGUAAAGGCUUUACCCAGAGUUACAGUGAGAGUAACACCAGACAGAUCUGUGUUCACUGGAGAGACAGUCACUCUGAAGUGUGAGAUAGAGGAUCAGUACAGAUCAUUAAACUGGACAUAUCUGUGGUAUAAACGUCGUAGUGAAAUGUUAAACUUUGGGCAUUACAUUGUAAACAGAGACUCUCUCACUAUCAAUGGAGUUACUGAAUCUGAUCAGGAUGAGUUCAGCUGUAGUGCAGAGAUCAAUGGACAACCACGGACUUCACUAUCAAGCUCUGCUGUUAAUCUCACUGUGAAGGCUUUACCCAGAGUUACAGUGAAAGUAACACCAGACAGAUCUGUGUUCACUGGAGAGACAGUCACUCUGAAGUGUGAGAUAGAGGAUCAAUACAGAUCAUUAAACUGGACAUAUCGGUGGUAUAAAGACACAAAUGGGACUUCAGUGUUUGUGGGAAACAUCUACACCAUCCUCUCACCAUCAGAUCAGGAUGAGUUCUGGUGUAGAGGAGAGAGAGAUGGACGACCCUCAUCCUCACAGUACAGUGAUCAUGUGACUCUCUCUGUUAAAGCUUUACCCAAAGUUACAGUGAGAGUAACACCAGACAGAUCUGUGUUCACUGGAGAGACAGUCACUCUGAAGUGUGAGAUAGAGAAUCAGUACAGAUCAUUAAACUGGACAUAUCAGUGGUAUAAAGACAGAACUGAAGUGUUAAACUCUGAGUGUUACACUGUAAACUGUGACUCUCUCACUAUCACUGGAGUUACUGAAUCUGAUCAGGAUAAGUUCAGCUGUAGUGCAGAGAUACACGGACGACCAAAAACUUCACUAUCAAGCUCUGCUGUUUAUCUCACUGUGAAGGGAUCAAAACCUAAGCUCACAUCAGAUACUGAAGGAUCUGUACUGACAGAUAACACAGUGACUCUGAAGUGUCACAUUGAUCAUUGGUCUACCGGAUGGAAGUUUUAUUGGUACAAACACACACAAAACACUGAGAAGACGACAACAGAAACAAACUCUUACACAAUACACAGUGUUAAAGUUUCAGAUGGAGGUCAGUACUGGUGUAGAGCUGGAAGAGGAAAACCAGACUAUUACUCAGACUACAGUGAUGGACUGUGGAUAAAUGUUAAAGGGAGUCCUAAACCUCUAGUGAGUGUUGAUCCUGACAAACAGCUGUUCAGAGGAGAAACUGUUACUCUGAGAUGUGACAUACAGGAUACAGGAGACACUGAGUGGACAUACAGCUGGUUUAAGUGGACAUAUAACUGGCACCAAUGCAACGCACAAGAGUGUAAAAUCAACAACAUUCAACAGACUGACAGUGAUAAAUACACCUGUAGAGGAAAGAUACGUGAACACAACACUGAGAUGAGUGAUGCUGUUACACUGACUGUAUCAUCAGAUAAACCACAGACAGUUUUAAGUGUUUCUCCACAGCAGUGGUUGACUGAAGGAGAUUCAGUGACUCUGAUGUGUGAGGUUAGAAGUUCAUCUACAGGCUGGACAUUCAGCUGGUUCACUGUACAGAGUCUUUACUCAGUUGACUAUCAGCUGGUGUCAAAGAGCAGUGGAGGCUCUAAAGGCAUCUACACAGUGAGUUCAGUGACUGUGAAGCAUACAGGAGUUUAUAUGUGCAGAGCAGAGAGAGGAGAUCCAGUCUACCACACAGAGUACAGUAACACACAAACACUGUGGAUCACUGGUGUUUCUCCUUCAGUCUCUCUGAUCAUCAGACCCAACAGAUCUCAACACUUCUCAUCUGAAUCUCUCUUUCUGAGCUGUGAGGAUCACAGUAACUCUACUGGAUGGACAGUGAGAAGAUACACAGACAAACUGAACACUUGUUCAUCAUCAGACUGGAGAUCUACAGGAACAACAUCUACAUGUACAAUCAGAUCUCUCGACACAUCUGAUACUGGAGUGUACUGGUGUCAGUCUGAAUCUGGAGAGAAACUUCAUCCUGUUAAUAUAUCAGUACACUAUGUUGAUGUGAUUCUGGACAGUCCUGUUCAUCCUGUGACUGAAAGAGAUCCUCUGACUCUACGCUGUUUAUAUCAAAAUAAAAAACCCUCUAACCUGAGAGCUGAAUUUUAUAAAGAUGGAUCAGAGGUGCAGAGUCAGACUACAGGAGACAUGAUGAUCAUCCCUACAGUCUCAAAGAUAUAUGAGGGUUUCUACUACUGUAAACACCCAGAGAGAGGAGAGUCUCCAACAAGCUGGAUCUCAGUCAGAGCCGCAAGAUCUUCAUCUCUUGGUCUUAAUCUUGGUUUUGUGCUGAGCUUCAUGUUUUUGAUCUUUUUCUUGGUUCUGCUGUGGUGCUACAAAAACAAAAAACUCUCUCAGUGUCUCUCAGCUGUCAGUCAACAGAAGAACAUCAGUCUGACAUCAGAUCAGAAACAGGCUGAAGAUGUUUACACUCCAUUGCCGACUGACAAUGUACGUAAAGCAGCUGAUCACAUCUAUGCUGAUAUUGAACUGAAAUCUAAGAAAGAAAUUAAGAAAAAGAAGAAAGGUAAAAACAAAACAUUAUUUCUAUGAAGGCUUCACAAGACAUAAAGCUUUGACAAAUGGUCUUUUAAACUUUAUUCAUUACAAGAGAUGCUCAUCUAUAUUCUAUUACAACAGAUGAUAAAGACACAAGU